Messenger RNA from Micropterus dolomieu (smallmouth bass), 818 nucleotides. Its product is annotated as potassium voltage-gated channel subfamily E member 1-like. Gene Ontology annotation, cellular component: membrane. The transcript has a single exon. Gene Ontology annotation, molecular function: voltage-gated potassium channel activity involved in ventricular cardiac muscle cell action potential repolarization; delayed rectifier potassium channel activity; potassium channel regulator activity. The coding region runs from base 1 to 420 and encodes 139 amino acids. Gene Ontology annotation, biological process: ventricular cardiac muscle cell action potential; negative regulation of delayed rectifier potassium channel activity; regulation of heart rate by cardiac conduction. The record is from RefSeq and is a predicted model, not a curated record. NCBI's taxonomy places the organism in Eukaryota, Metazoa, Chordata, Actinopteri, Centrarchiformes, Centrarchidae.
AUGUCAGUCAUGCCACACAUCAACACCACCGAGCUGCAGUCGCUCCUGCUCUCCUUCCUGCAGCACUGCCUCAACAGCACAAGUGUACUGUCUUCACCAAUACCUCAGAACUACACUACCCAGCAAGCUGUGCACCACGUGGAUGGAGCCCGGGCCCACGCUCAGACUGAGGGCAUGAUGUACAUCCUCCUGGUGGUCGGUAUGUUCAGCUUCUUCACCUUCGGCAUCAUGCUCAGCUAUAUUCGCUCCAAGAAGCUGGAGAGCUCUCAUGAUCCGUACCACCAGUACAUCGCCCACGACUGGACCAAGGUGAGGAUUCCGUCCAGGGUCAUCGCUCAGGCUGUGCACAGGGAAGCUGCAGGUACCGGAGCCAGGAGCAAGGAGCCCAUCGUCAUCUGCAACCCUGCAACACUGGAGUAGCUGCCAGACUAGAAUGAGACAUUCAGCUACUUAAACAAGAUUCAAACACUCUCAACAAAGAAAUACAAACACAAUAUUUAUAAUUACCAUAACUUUUAAUGUCACAUAGCAACCAACAGUUAGUGUUAGGUAGGUUUGUAUGUUCAGAUCAGUAAUUUCACAGAAACAACUUCACAUCAUAUCAUAAAAAUGGUUCAUGUUGUAAUCUUUGUUAUCAACACAUGCAGUUCUUCACACUUUACAGUCACAGCAACUACAAUUGCUCAAUACGGUUGUAACACAGAGUAAAAUUGGUGGCAAUAUUGUGUCUGACAUACACAGAAAUAAGCAGGUGAACAAGUGUGAAAUAGCCCCAUGGACUGUAAUUAUUGGUUGACAAAUAAACCACUGAUCUCAAA